This is a messenger RNA of Conger conger (European conger), 7702 nucleotides long. It is a transcript of the gene atg2a, whose product is annotated as autophagy related 2A. NCBI's taxonomy places the organism in Eukaryota, Metazoa, Chordata, Actinopteri, Anguilliformes, Congridae. Gene Ontology annotation, cellular component: phagophore assembly site; extrinsic component of membrane. The coding region runs from base 349 to 6336 and encodes 1995 amino acids. The transcript has 42 exons. Gene Ontology annotation, biological process: autophagy of mitochondrion; reticulophagy; piecemeal microautophagy of the nucleus. Gene Ontology annotation, molecular function: phosphatidylinositol-3-phosphate binding. The record is from RefSeq and is a predicted model, not a curated record.
GAAAACAAUAAACAACUCGAGAACGAGAGCAGAACGGUUGAAGACCUGUCGCUUGGUUUCGACAAAAAAUAUAUUUAAAAAAACAACCGAAGCGGUCAAAGAAUAGAAGAUAUCGUUCUGUUGAGCGGAAUUGGACUUGGUCUAUCCCUGACACGAAACCUUUUCGAAUUUAUGUCAAGCUGGGAGAGUUGACGGUUUUUACCCCCUUCCGUAGCCCCCUCUAUCCCCUUCCCUUUGGUCGUUCCUCACUUACACACGGUUGUUUGUUAUGCGGUUACCGGAGAAUCGCUUCAUUUUUCGUCUUCCUCCGCCACCUCUUCACUCCCUUACCCCCAUCUCUCUGGCCCCAUGUCCCGCUGGCUCUUUCCUUGGUCUGGCUCAAUCAAGAAGCGGGCCUGUCGGUACCUUCUGCAACACUACCUCGGCCACUUCCUCCAGGAACGACUGAGUUUGGAACAACUGAGUUUAGACUUGUACAACGGCAGCGGGGUCAUCCGAGACAUUAAACUCGAUGUCUGGUCAGUGAAUGAGCUGCUGGAGUCAGUUGGGGCUCCUCUAGAGAUAGUGGAUGGCUUUGUGCACAGCAUCGAAGUGACCAUCCCUUGGGCUGCACUCGUCAACGACCACUGUACCCUCGUCAUCACUGGCCUACAGCUGACAUGCAGGCCCAAGUACAGGACCAGUGCAGGUGGGAGCUGGGACUCCCAGGGCCUGGCCUCAUGCAUGACCUCCAGCAUGCAGCUGGCCCAGGAAUGCCUGAAGGACCCCCCUGAGGCGUCCGAGGAGCCGCCCGCUCCUCUGGAGGGCUUGGAAAUGUUUGCACAAACCAUAGAGACUGUGCUCCGUCGAAUCAAAGUUACCUUCCGGGACAUCAUUGUCCGAAUUGAACACCAGCCCCUGGAUGCUGAUACUGGCAUUGCCUUGGAGGUGCACAUUAAACGGCUGGAUUACUGUGACGAGGCGGUCCGAGACCCAAGCCAGACGGUGCCUGUGGACAUUCACCAGCCCCCCGCCUUUCUGCACAAGAUCCUCCAGCUCACCGCCGUCCAGCUGCUGUACGAGAGCACAGGUCCUCAGGAUGGCCCCGGCAGCGACAGCGAAGGGACCCCCCCCGCGGACCCCUCUGCGGCCCCCGUGCCUCCCCAGCACCCCCCCCUGAUUGGGAGCUGCUCUGGCUUCAUGGAGACCACUGUGAAGAUCAAGCAGAACGACGCCCUGCCCGGACCCAAGUUGGAGCUGGAUGGGAAGGUUGGCUGCCUUCACCUGCUGCUCUCUCCAGACCAGAUCACUCGCCUUAUGGACCUGCUAUCAGCACUCAGCAUCGACACGGAGCCGGCCAGGGGGGAGAGGGGCCACAGUCGGCCCCUGGGUUCGGACGACCUGCGGCUGAUCGAGGAGGACCUGAGCAAACAACUAGGCUCAGACCUGGCGGACAGGGAGGAGGAGGAGGAGGAGGAGGAGACGGAGGGGGAGCUCUUCCUCAGCGGCCUGGAGAACGGAGAGAUGUUCUACUCCAUGGGCGCAGGGAUGAGCAGCAGUAUGAUGUCAGGGCGCUCGGGCAGUGAGCUCUCAGACAGCAUGGACUCCUCUCUGCACAGCCUGCACAGCCUGGGCCCUGGGUUGAUGAUGAACUGUCCCAGACGCUACCCUGUUCCAGGAUCACUUUCCAGUCUUCCCCAGAGCACCAGGACCCCGGGUCGCUCUUCGCGCGGCCAGUCGGACCCCCUGAAGCCGGACGUGUUCCUUCGCCUCUCCCUGGGCGGGGUCACCCUCACGCUGCUGGAGCAGGAUCCCGGCGGCGAUGCCCCUGGGUCGCAGGGUCCCCCGGGGCAAGCCCCCCUGGCCGAGGUGUCGCGUGUCUUCUUCCACGAGCUGGCCUACUUCAAGGACGCCAUGUUCAGUGGCAGAGACUUCACCCAGCUCAGAGGGAGCUUCGCCAAGGCCUGCCCCCACUCCCAUCUCAGAAUGACGGGAGCUGCGGUCCAGCUGUCCUAUCAGAUAAAGAGCGGGGGGCGCCGGGCGCGGGAGGUGACCUCUGACCUCUCCUUCAGCCAACUGGAGCUGCUCGAGUGUUUGUGGGGGUCAGGGACACCCCAGUACACUGAGUUGCUGCAGUUUCAGAACGCUGGCUCAUUCACAAUGGGAGCUGCAGUCAAGCCCUGCGCCCAGCUGCAUUACAGCCUGACUGAGAGACAGCAUCGAAAGAGCAGUGUUAAGCAGCGCGUGAUGCACAGGGACAGCACAGUGCGUGUGGAGCUGGGGGAGUUGAGCACAGAGGUGGACCUGGACGUUCUGAACCGCCUGGACCUGCUGACACAAGCCCUGAGCCACGGCCCGCCCCCCAGCGAGGGCCACGUCCAAUCACAGGCGCAGCACUGUGAGCUCCGCUCCUCCCUCACGGUGCUCUCCCCACACGCGGUCCUGAAGCUCCGCUUCCCCAUCCCGGACCUCCGCCCGCCGCCCCAGCGCCGCCCCCCUGACCAGCGGGCCGUCCGGAGCGAGACGCUCAGCCUGGAGCUCUCCCACCUGGAGCUGCACUCCCAGCAGGGCCCUGACCUCCAGCCCGAGGGGGCCGGGGACACCCACAUGACCCAGCUGUUUGAAGCCUGCUUCAGUGACCUCCACGGAGUUUAUGAGGGCUGGGAGGGGGCAUCUUUCCCCUGUAUACGAGUCCUGAAGAACCCAGACUCCGACAGCAUGCCCAGGAUCUCAGUGCGGGUGAGCGACGGCGGUGGGGGCGGGGACCGCCGGGCGGGGCCCAGGCUGGGAUUGGACAGGGACCUGGGUUCCAUGUCGUUGGAGAGCCCCUGUGAGCUGAGGGAACGGGAGAGUUCUCCCUUUUCCUCCAACCGCACCAUGUUCGAGACCGAGGAGAUGGUGAUUCCAGCAGAUCCUCUGGAGAUGAGGGAGUUCCAGGCUCAGUGUGUGUCUCAGUGCCAGUGUGUGGUGGACAUCACUCUGCCCCUGGCUGUCAUACUGCUGCCCAGCAAGGAGGCCUACCAGAGUGUGUACAACAGAAUCAAUAAUGACCUGUUGAUGUGGGAGCCCCAGCCUGUGGCCCCUGCCCGCCCCCAGGGGCCCCACAGCCCCUCUCGUCGUCCGCCCUGGGUCCAGGACGACGACUUCCGGCUCUGCAAGUCGGCCUUCAGAUUGGACUCUGACUCGGAGGAGGAGGAGCCCUAUCACACAGCCAACGAAUCAGGAAAGCAGCGUGGAGGAGAGCCACGCCCAGGCCUCACCCACAGUCUCCUGUCUUUGACCGUCCACCUGGGCAAGGGCCGUCUUCAGGCCAUGGCCGACAGCAAGGGGGAGACGGGACAGAGGGUGGAACACUGUCAUGGAGAAAUAGUGCUGGAUGUGGAAGGAGGGAAGAUAUUCAGUGUGACACAGUAUCAGGGUAACCCCAACCUCAACUUCUUGUGUCUGGAGAGCAAGAAAGUGGAGCUUUAUCACAGAGCGGUGGUUCCUGAUUCGGCCAUUCCCACACGAUUGGAGGUGCCCAGAUUUGCUCCUCCCGAACACCUGGACCCUACCAUUUAUCCCACGGAGGUGGGGGUGAGCAGUGUUGGUGGUCGCGAGGAUGGAGCCCAAAUGCUUUCAACUGCCAUCAAGAUAACCCUGGACCUCCAGAAGAAUGUGAAGGAGUUCCUGGUCGCUCUUCGUCUCCAGGGUGCUACCUUGCGACAUCACAUGGCAUUGACCAAUCACAGCUGGCAUGAACAGCUGGUGGAUUUCCUGGAUGUGAUCGAUGACCCUAUCCUGGGCUACACACCUCCUGUGGUUAUCACGGUCCUGCACACCCAUCUGUCCACCUGUGCGGUCGACUACAGGCCCCUUUAUCUGCCUUUGCGAGUGCUGUUCACGGCAGAGUCCUUCUCUCUCUCCAGCAACAUCAUCGUGGACACCGCCACCUUCCACCUCAGGUUCAUCCUGGACGACUCUGCGCUGUAUCUGUCGGACAAGUGCGAGAGCGACGUGGUGGACCUGAGACGAGAUUAUGUGUGUGUGGUGGACAUUGAUCUGUUGGAACUGGCCAUCACCACCUGGAAAGGCAGUGACUCAGGAAAACUGACCCAGCCCCUGUUUGAGCUGCGCUGCUCCAACAACGUGGUGCACCUGCACACCUGUGCGGACUCUUGCGCUGCUCUGCUCAACCUGCUGCAGUACCUGGUCGCCCGCGGCGACCUGCACCCGCCCCCCAGGCAGAGCUCUCCCACCGAGAUCGCCGGGCAGAAGCUUCCGCUGUCCGAAAGUCCCGCCUCCGUCCCGCCUAGCCUUCCUGCCGAGACGGCUGAGAUCAACCAAUACGAUCUCACAGAUGCCCUGAUUGACACAGAGCGGAUCCAACGGGAUGAAGACACGGAGUCAGGCUGUGCCGGCUCAGUCCAGCGAGCCUCGCCCGUCUCAGUCUACCUGUUCCCCGGGGAGGCCCCCAAGCCCCGGCCUCCGGAGGAAGGGGAGGAGCUGGAGGAGGACACGCUGGUGUCAGCCGCACACGAGGCGCAGCCCGACCCGGGCUCCGAAGAGGAGUCAGAGGAGUCCACCGACAACGACGACUUCUGCAUCCUCGAAGCUCCGGGCAUAGGCAUUCCUCCCAGGGACGGUGAGCCGGUGGUGAAGGUGCUGUGCCCCGGGCCCAUCGCGGUGAGGGACGGGCACUUCUCCCGCCCCCGGGGCAGUUCGGACCUGCUGCGCGCCCCCUCCCGCUUCCCCGUGCCCCAGAGCCGCGUGGUCCUCAGGGAGGUGUCCGUGGUCUGGCACCUCUACGGGGGCAAGGACUUCGGGGGCAGGCCCGUCUCCAGCCACGGACCGCACAGCCACAGGGGCCGCUCCGCUCCCCCAGGGGCCCGUGGCUCCCCCUCUCGCUCAGCGGCCCCGCCCCGGCCCCAGAACUCCUGGCGCUGGGCGGGAGGGAGCGGCCGGCAGCACAGCCUGCUCAUGGAGAUCCAGCUGACCAAGGUGAGUUUCCAGCACGAGUCGUACCCCCUGGCGGUGUCGGCGGCCGCGGCCGGCCAGGACGGCGAGGCGGGCGGGGUGGGGGAGCAGCCGCUCUUCCGCCAGGUGUUCAUUGUGCAGGAGCUGGAGGUCCGGGACCGGCUGGCCUCCUCCCAGAUCAACAAGUUCCUGUACCUGUACACCAGCGAGAGCAUGCCGCGCAGAGCCCACUCCAACAUGUUGACAGUGAAGGCUCUGCAGGUGUGUCCUGAGUCAGGCCUGGGGGGUCCAGAGUGCUGCCUGAGAGUCAGUCUUCUGCCCCUGAGACUGAACAUCGACCAGGAUGCCCUUUUCUUCCUCAAAGACUUUUUCAGCAGCCUGGCCAGUGGUGUCACCCCGUACCUGCCCGUGGACCCGGCAACUGAGGCGAAAGCCGAUGUUUCCCAGAAGGCCUCUGGGGAGGUGGAAUCUGGCUCCAGCUUAGGACCUGACCUCAGCGCUUCCAUGGAAACCACUGUCAGUGAGCAGAGCUCCUCCUCUGCUGGCUCCGCCUCCUCCACCGAGCAGCCAAUCUACUUCAGGGAGUUUCGUUUCACCUCCGAAGUGCCCAUCUGGCUGGAUUAUCAUGGAAAGCACGUCGUCAUUGAACAGGGCACGUUUGCGGGGAUCCUGAUUGGUCUGGCCCAGCUCAACUGUUCUGAGCUGAAGCUGAAGAGACUGUGCUGCCGACACGGAUUAUUGGGUGUGGACAAGGUCAUCCAGUAUGCCAUCAACGAGUGGCUGACUGACAUCAGGAAGAACCAGCUGCCGGGCAUUCUGGGAGGAGUGGGCCCCAUGCACUCUGUGGUGCAGCUCUUCCACGGCGUGAGGGACCUGUUCUGGAUGCCCAUCGAGCAGUACAGGCGAGACGGCCGCAUUAUCCGGGGCCUCCAGCGGGGGGCAGCGUCCUUCGGCACGUCCACGGCCUCCGCUGCCCUGGAGCUCAGCAACAGGCUGGUUCAGGCCAUACAGGCCACGGCGGAGACGGUGUACGACAUCCUGUCCCCGACGCCCCCCCUGACACGCUGCAUCACCGAGGGCCGGGCCCCCUCCCGCCCCCGCCGGGCCCCCCAGCCCGCCGACCUCAGGGAGGGCGUGGCCAAGGCCUAUGACACCGUGAGAGAGGGUGUGAUCGACACGGCCCAGACCCUGUGUGACGUGGCGUCUCGGGGGCACGAGCAGAAGGGCCUGCCGGGGGCGGUGGGCGGGGUGCUGCGGCAGAUCCCCCCCACCGUGGUGCGCCCCCUCAUCGUGGCCUCCGAGGCCACCUCCAACCUGCUGGGAGGCAUGCGGAACCAGAUAAAGCCAGACGCCCGCAAGGAGGACUUCUUAAAGUGGCGCACCGAGGACAGCCAGGAGUGAAAGUUUUGUGUUGGAGAUGGAUGGGGAGGAGGAGGUUGGCUGUGGGGGGAUAAGGUGGAGCACACUAGGGGGGGAGUGUGGGUGGGUGCACAAAUUCAAAUGCAAAAAAAAAAGAGAAAAAGUCUAAUCUAACUGCCACCGCCCAUAGAAAACGCAGUGUUUUAAGUGGCUUUCAAAAUGUGCCCUUGUUCUCUUCCGCAUUCCGACCGUGAGAGAAGCCUCCCUUCGUAUAUAUGAAAUCAUAUCACUCUCAUAACACACCCCAAGCCAUUUCAGUGAUUCUGUUGUUAAAGGACAAAGUGCAGGGCUUCUUCUCAGGCCUCCAUUAGUGAUGAGAAGGAUGGGUAAACUCCCUGCCGUUCGUUCUCUCUGGGCAGCAAGCGAACAGUGCCCGAGACGAAGAACUGACUUUUUGUAGGAUGGGGGGGGAAGGAAUUCAGCGUGACACAGUAACGGUGGAAGGACUAGAGCGAAGUGACCUUGCUUUUCAAUGUUAGCCGAGAGUAGGAACGAUGUUUGUCAGUUUUACACUCACCCCAAUAUGCACCUGUGUACGUGUUGUGUCCUGUGCUGUGUAACCCUGCCUCCGACUUACCGCCGUUCGUGCCAUAAGCUCCUUCAGUUUAACACCUCAGUGCUUAUUCACUGCUUCCAUUUUUCUCUUUCCACUCCUGUCCCUUCUUCCCUUUAAAAGACUUUCCAUUUUUCAGCGUUUAACCCCCGUUCUGUCCAUGUAUCCCCUGCGCUCUGUCUGUAGGAGUCUCCUCAGCGCUGCUGUGGUAUUAACAUAACGCUGCUGCAUCAGACGGGCUGCGGCCAUGUUACGUGUCCUCCCUAUACAAAAUGGCCGCUCAGUACUUUCACUCCUGCUGUCCAGUUGAUUUCUGUCCUUUGUACACUUCUCUCCAGUACCUGCUUUGCUUUACUUAUUAGUUGCCUUCAUGCAUUUUUUUAUUUGUUCUUUUUUUUAUCUUGUAAUUCUUAUUACCGAGUAUUACUAUGACCGUUUUUGUUUUCUGCAUUCUUCUGUAUGGGGGGUAUGUGUUCUUGGUGGAGGGUGAGGGAGGCAUUGGGUUUACAGUUACAGCAUUUUUAUCCUUUGUUAAAAGAGCGUAAAGUGGAAGGGAAAGUGUGUGCCGGUGUGUGUGCGUGGGUGAGCAUGCAUGUUUUUAAGGUCGGUGUGUGCGCAUGUUGUUUGAGUGCGACUGGUUGGUUGAUUGUGUUUUUUGGCGCUUCAGAGUGUGUUUCUGUAAUUACCAUUAUUACUAUAUCAUAUGCUGUAAGAACGAACUGUAUAAUACAUAGACAAUGAGUCAAAAAAAUUAAUACAAAAAAAUAAAACUUGAAAAAAUGUAAAAACCCUUAA